AUGGCAUUGCCCUUUUUUGCGAGGGGUUCAGCGGCCAAAGCCUCCCCUCCUCCCCCAUUCUCCCCGCCGACUACAGCAAACAACAGAGCCAACAAUAACCGACCAAAUGUCAACAAGGGGAGUUUGUUCCAAACAACACCCCCAGCUCCGCCGUCUUUAACUUCGGCGCGCAUCGGCAAGUCUCGUAACACCGACCCCGCUUUUGAACCAAAGCCGUACGCCAGCUCUCUCGAGACCAUUUAUACUCCGCACCCAAACGUCACGAUCGAACCAGUCAAAACGGCGCACAUACCGUCAUUAAUGCGGAUCACAGGUCUUUUGCUCCCAGUGCGCUAUCCAAACUCGUUUUACACCGCUACAAUCACGGACUCUAUUGUCGCCUCGAUUUCACGCGUUGCCAUUUACCACGAUCAUCCUGUCACCGAUAUAACGGCAACUACCUUCCCCACAACGGCCAAAGCACCGUCAUUGUCGAGUUCAGAUAAGGUUAUUGGCGGGAUACGAUGUCGAUUAGAACCUCUUCCUCCACCCUCUGAGCUUUCUGUUUCGUGUCCGUUGCGGCAGGCAACGAAUUUAUAUAUACAAACACUACACCUCCUAUCAUCUUAUCGUGGGAGAGGCAUAGCAGCUUCUCUACUAGACUCUUUGAUAUAUGAUUCGGCUUCACCCCCAGGGACUCCAAUGCGAGCAGUAUCGGGGAUUGUUAGGCAUUAUAAUAUCCAGACAGUAACCGCGCAUGUCCACGAGACUAACGAGGAAGCGUUGCUCUGGUACUUGGCACGCGGAUUUACAAUCCAAGGAGGUGUGGUUGAAGGUUAUUACAGACGGUUGAAGCCUGGUGGUGCGAAGAUAGUCAGUCUCAAGCUGGCAUGGGAAGAAGAUGACGAAGAUACUAAGCCUGGGUCCCUCAACGACGCUGGGUGCAAGGAUGACGAAGGCGAUGAAGAUUGGGAGAAGGUUGAGCUGGAUGAAUGCGACCCUACCGCGACAGAAAAACUGGAAGAAUAUGACACUGUCAACGGGGAAGAAUAUGUCCGGAAACGGAUGAAAAGCGCAUGA
This is a messenger RNA of Histoplasma capsulatum G186AR, 1059 nucleotides long. RefSeq lists its product as uncharacterized. The coding region runs from base 1 to 1059 and encodes 352 amino acids. The transcript has a single exon. The record is from RefSeq and is a predicted model, not a curated record. Lineage: Eukaryota; Fungi; Ascomycota; Eurotiomycetes; Onygenales; Ajellomycetaceae. Gene Ontology annotation, molecular function: acyltransferase activity, transferring groups other than amino-acyl groups. Gene Ontology annotation, biological process: mitotic sister chromatid cohesion. Gene Ontology annotation, cellular component: NatA complex.